UUUUAAAGUUUACACCUGGAUUUCAGCAAUCUAGUGGCGUAUAUUUCUUAACUGUGGUAGCCUCAAAUAAAAAAUUCCUAACUAAAAUUAACUAAUUACACAAAGAUAAAUAAAUAAUCUCACGUGGCCUAAUACAUCCACUUAGAAUACGCGCCAGAAUACACGUGGGACAAGAGAAGAACGUUAUAAAAGCCACUCUUCCUUCACACUUCAACAUCUCUCACACAACACACACUAAUACGAAUGUCAGUUUGUUUUACUUUCAAUAAAUUUUUGGUUAUGAUUCAUUUCUUUGUUUAAACAAAAACAUCACUUCUUCAAAUUUAUUUAUUUAAUAUUAAAUGAACUCAACGUUCAACGACCACCAUCACCUAAAGAGAGAGCCUAAUGACAACUCCGGCGUCGGAAUCAUAUAUCCUCCGUCACCUUCUCCGCUGCUAAAACUAAACAAAGACUCCCACGUCAUCAAAAAGCCACCCUCGCCGUCGUCUUCCUCCUCUACCGCCGCGAAGCCUCGCCAGCCGGUGAUCAUCUACACGAACACGCCCAAAGUUAUACACACCAAUCCUAAAGAUUUCAUGGCUCUCGUCCAGAAACUCACCGGAAUGUCUCACUCCGAGGAAGAUUCCGGCGGUAGCAGCAGCGCGGUAACAGAUCGUGGAGGAAAAUCAAUCAACCGGAGUGUCUCUGAUCUCACCGUUGAUAGAAAAGUUAACCGGACUCGCUGCGGUGGAGGCGGCGGUGGUGGUGGCGGUGGUGGUGGUGGACAUAACAGCUACAACAGAACCUAUUCAGGUCCGGGAGGAGCUAACGGGAAAGGGAUUUUCUUCAGCAAUACUACUAUCUGCGAAGAUAGUGAAUCGUCCUCUGUGAUCACAACCGAUGAGAACAUGGGAGGAGGAGGAGAGCAUGGACAUGUUAACUCGUCGCUACCGUAUUCAGCGGUGGCUGUUUCUCCAUUUCCUCAUCCUCCGCCACCACCUCCACCGCCUCCUCAGUCCAUGUACGAUGGGACCAAUGGGAUUAACUACAGCUCUUACUUCUCGACGCUUUUGCCGGUGAAUCCAGCUGAUAAUUUUCUUUGCGGGAAUCAAAACUUUGCUAACUUUGAUGAUCCGCUUUACUUCAUGCCUAAUAUGAGGAGCUCUUUCUCUUCUUCUUCCUCUUCUGGGUUUGAUGGCUUAACUGAGUUUAGAGAUUUUUGACAUUGUUUUCAUCAACAAAAACAAAAAAAAAAAAUACAUUUUUGAUUUUUUUUUAUUUUUUUUCCUAUUCAGGAAAAUAAAUUUUGUUCUAUUUUUAUUUUAUUGGAGGUUUUGAGAAUGAACUAAUAAAUUUUGGCAUUAGUUGUGAUCCCCUUUACGUUUAUUUUAUAGUCGAAAUAAUGCUUUAUGUGAUCAUAUGUUGUUUUAAGGUCAUUUUAAAAGCGACUCUUUUAAAAGCACCCAAUUUGGGAAUUUCUUAAAGGGGUUUUCACCAAUAAAACAAAUAAAAAAUGUAGAAAAAAAAAGAAAAUGAAUGUAGAAUAGUGAGAUGAAUACUUAAAAUAUUUUUUUGAGAAAUCCAUUACACUUUUUUUUUUUGGAGAAAUCCAUUACACAUGUGAUGUCAUUUUACAUAUAUAUUAAGUUACUAUAACUUAGUAUAAAAGAGUAGCCUAACCCCAUACAGCGCAACAAGACGAGGGGAUCCCAUCAAACCAGUUACACAAAGAGGCAGAGAAACUUCAAGAAAAUGCACAACUCACUCAUUAACAAAAGAUGAUUAGUUUCUUAGUUUAGUCUUUAAUUCUUUGGCAUAACAUGCCAUUGACAACAAUCUUACAAAAGAUGUGAUCAGUUUCUUAGUUUUGUCUUUUAUUCUUUGGCAUCAUAAUGCCAUUGACAACAAUCUUUUCAUUUUAGUCCGAUCUUUCAAUUUUAUGUUUUUUUCUUCUAUUUUUGAUAACUUAAUAAAUCAUUCUAUUUUUUUCUCAAAAUUGUCUUUACCAAUGGAUGGUAAAAAAGGAAAAAAAAGUUGAAUAAUGUGAGUGAAAUCUUUUUUCUGGCAGAUAUACUCUAAAACUAGCCGCUACAAACUCUCUUAUCCCAAACAUGGAAAUACUUUUAUUAAUUUCAAGAUUUAACUCACGAUAUUGACUCAUAACACACAAAAGCACGAGAAAAAAAUUUCCAUGCAUACAUGUACAUAUAUGCAGUAAAUAUAGAAGACAUAAGCAUAUACAUACUGUGCAACUAUUAAAAAAAAACAUCCCCUUACUCAUUUUUUCUUCUUGGUUUCGUUCUUGUCAUCAUGUUGGAGGAUCACAGGAGCUGCCGGUAUACUAAACCA
Molecule: messenger RNA, 2331 nt
Organism: Brassica napus (rape)
Lineage: Eukaryota; Viridiplantae; Streptophyta; Magnoliopsida; Brassicales; Brassicaceae
Product: VQ motif-containing protein 20-like
Exons: 1
Coding region: 342-1205 (287 amino acids)
Cellular component (GO): nucleus
Source: RefSeq, a predicted model, not a curated record